AUGCGCGCAAGUGGACUGAUCAAGCAGUUCUCCCGCUCCCAGUUCAUCCGAGCACAUCCCAACCGCCGACUGCUAGUCCAGACUCGCGCGAUGGCUUCGGAGGCGUGUUGCUCUGCUGGCAAACCAGUGCAGCUGGACUAUGAGCCGAAGGGCAAGUUUGAUAAGGUUGGCGACCUGCCUAUCUAUCGUUCCGGCUCCGGCAACCUUGGUCUAGUCAUAAUUCCGGACAUCUUUGGCUUUGGACAAAAGCAGGUGUUCCAAGUUUGUGAUCGCUUUGCGGAAGCUGGUCUGAAUGUCUGUGCGAUUGACCCGUUCCACGGGGAGCCUUGGACUUUGUCGAAGUUUCCGCCCAAACCAGAGCAUGACUUCAUGGGCUGGUUGGGCCGGGUCGGCUCCUGGGAGGCGCUGCAGCCGCAGGUGUAUGCGGCAGUGGAACGGCUGCGUAGCGAGGGAGCCACCAAACUGAGCUGCAUCGGCUUCUGCUGGGGAGUCAGCAUCGCGCUGCGGGCUGGUCAGGACGGUGCUACCUUCAGCGGGGCUGGUGGCGCCCACCCUGCACUGUUCGGCAAGGACGCUGACCUGGCAGAGAAGGUGGCAUGCCCGGUAAUCCUGCUACCUGCCAAGGGCGAUGCGUCGUAUGAGGUCUUUCAAAAGGCCCUGGGGAGCAGGCCGUACGGCAACAAGUGCGUGUAUCAGCGCUUCGAUGACCAGGUGCACGGCUUUGUUGCCGCGCGCGGCGACUGGUCCGAUCCCGCAGUGGCCGCGGCGGCCGGCAAGGCCAUCCACCUCAUGACGCACUUCCUCACGGAGGUCAUGGCCUGA
Molecule: messenger RNA, 822 nt
Organism: Volvox carteri f. nagariensis
Lineage: Eukaryota; Viridiplantae; Chlorophyta; Chlorophyceae; Chlamydomonadales; Volvocaceae
Exons: 6
Coding region: 1-822 (273 amino acids)
Molecular function (GO): hydrolase activity
Source: RefSeq, a predicted model, not a curated record